AAUGGCUAUGAUGAUGAAAGGUAAGUGAACUCUUACAACAUUGAACUAUUUUGUGACAAUACCACAACUACCAUUUUAGCAUUAAAUACCAUGAGGAUGUCGAGUAUAUCACUAGGUUUUGCAUAAAAAGGCAAACCUAAAAAUCUACAUACAUUCUCGAUAACAGGACAAAGAAGUUUAUAAUGAGCUAGUAUUGUUAAUACUAUGUAUACAAUAUCUAUAGCUACAUGCAUGAACAAUCAUCAGGACACGAGCUUUGGAUUAUUGGAGCUUCAGUUGUACGGCUAAACUUAGGUAGCCAUCGAAGUUAAAAAAAUAAAAUUUACAAAUAACCACAGUAGGUUUUGAUAAGUAAAUACGCAAACCAUUUCAAUAACCACUUCUAAAUAAAGAACACUUUGGCGGGAUAAAAUUUGUACUUAGUACUCGAUACAUAAAAUCUUGCAAUCAAACGCAACAUACUUUCUUUUAAACUGAAUUUCGAAUUUUAGUAAUUAAUAACCAAAAAAAAGUCGAACCAAUUAGUAGUUGAAAACACGUUAGUAGCUGUUUUAAAAAAAUCGGAACUGUCAAUGAUAUCUCUGCUAUGCAAAGUGCCAUGAAUUAAGAUACGUACAUUUUCUUAACGACUGUUUUUUGCUUACUAUUUAUCGGCUACUUGCAUCUUUAAAGAAAAUAAACAAAAAACAACCAAAUGAUUGGGUUACGAGGUUAGUAUUAACGCCUACUUUAACAUCACCCACAUUUUAUAACAUUUCUUGAUUUUAUCCAUUACAAUGAUUAUUAAUUAUAUUUAUUCGUUAUCUACAUAAAAUACUGACGACAUGACUGGCAAACUAUUACGAUUAAUCUUAUUAUCAAAAUCUAAAGAAUAUCAAUUUAGGAUCUUCACAAACAUAAUUUAUUGCUAUAUAAUAUGCCAUAAUAUCAUACCUAAAUAUGGUUCAACUCAAUGAAUACAACAAAAGAAUGGAAUUUUAUGUAUCUAUUACAAUGUAAUCUUAUAUUUUUAUCAAAGUUCAAUGUUUAUAGGUUUCAUUCCAUUAGAAUGUAAUACAUUCUAAUGUAGUUUAGUGGUUUUUCUAUUAUUGUUUUCUGUAAUGAUGGUCAUUCAUUUGAUACCGCAUAGAUGCCUACUUUCAAUAUACAUAGACUACUUAGAAAGAUAACUUUGCCAAUUUUCUAUUACAAUGUCUACUUUGUGUUAUUCUUAUAAAUAAGGUACUAGUGGGAGACCUGUCCGAACUUAAAAAACAAUUGAAUAGCUUUAUAUAUAUAUUUUAAAUAACAAACAGUGGAAAAUGAUUAUAUUGAUGGAGUUUUUGAGUCAUAUACAUAUUCUAAAAAUACCUGUUAUUUCUAAAACUGUUCAAUUUGCAAUUACUUAAAAAAAAAGUGUAAAUGGUUUACACCCGCCGAUAAUCGUAAUUAAUCAGACGCACGUGAAAGUAAUUUACCUGCAUGGGCACUUCUAACACAAAAGAUAAAAAGAAAUUAAUAUUAAAAAUACAUAAAAAUUGCUCCACAUCCAUUUCUGGUUUCUAGUCACUGCUCGAUAUAAUGAACCCGAAACUGUGACACCAUCAAUAGAAACACGACCGUGUAGCGUAAGAUGGAAGGUGUCAAUUCCCAUGCGUCGUCGUCGACUUUUUGCAAUCAGCCUACUAUGAAAAUAUAAUUGACAUAAGAGUACUCUAUGCUGAGACAUAUAAAAGGUGAACGAAACAAACGCUUAUCAAACUGUAACCACAUUUGUUUGUGUGCAGACGUGACCAAAAUGUAUCGGUUCAUAUCCCUAGUGGUAGUUAUAGCAGGUGCGGUGGCCUUACCCAACCCUGAAGUAAGGGAUGGAGCUCAGAACAACGUUGAAUCGGUUGAAUCGGCAGCAAGGGCUAUGGGAAAGGAUUGCGCCGGAGGCAUAUUCAGCCCCACGUGUUUGAAAAUAGAAGCUAUUUCUAUGCUCGAAAAACUGAGUUCCAAAGAGGAAUUGAGACUUCUGCCAGGAGUGAGUUUAGUGAAAGAAGCAAAUUCCGAAAAUGGUAGUAAGGCUGAAGAGUUUGCCGCUGAGCUAGCUAGAGCUAUGCCGUCGAAACCUGAUGAGAGACUUGACAAGUACCUGCUGUUCAAAUUAGGGAAUUACCUGGAUUCUCAUACGAUUAAGUUGAGGUUACUAGAUGAGAGUGCUACUGAAGAAGCCAGAGCUUUGGUCAGUGAGGGCAGGGCUAAAGGAGGUUUGGGCGGUGGUAAAAAGGGAGGCUUAGGAGGACUUUUGGCUAUUGCAGCGCUAUUUAAAGGUACCCUGAUGUCCAUCGGCCUCGGUGCUCUUGCGCUGUUAGCUGGCAAGGCUCUCAUGACAGCUAUGAUGUCACUCCUCCUCUCAGCCAUCAUUGGAAUCAAGUCCUUGACCAGUGGAAAAGGAUCCACCACUUACGAAAUCGUAUCCAAGCCCAUAUACAGCCACUCGCAUUCACACUCCACAGCCCACGAAGACGUAGGAGGCUAUGGUCACUCGGGCUACGGCAGAAACCUCAAUGUCAGGAGGCGUUAAAAGAAAAAAUAAAAAACAAAAAUAGUUUUUAAGAAUUCGAAAUUCGAAAUGUGUCGCGCCGUCUUAUUGGUUUAUUAAUGAAUGUUAAUUUAUUUAAAUUAUUUAUUUUUAGCAUAAAGAAAAAAAACACAAUCUAUCUCAUUCAUUGAUCUUUGUGUGUAUUCUUAAUAUUGUGAAGUAUUUAUAUUUUGUUUUAUUGUUCAGAGACGUUUUUAUAUGUAUGUAUAAAUUUGUUUCUUAUUAUAAUGACUAAAUUGUAUUUAUCAUUUACUUUCACUUUAUCACGUCUCUGAAAUAUAAUUUAUUCAAUUUGUAUAAUGUUAUAAUUUUUUCUCUAUGUUACACUGAUAUAUAAUUUUGUAUAUUUUUCAUUAUUGUAUUUAUUUCUUAAUAUAUAUUCGAAUAAAUACUUUUAUGUAUCUAUAUUAAAUAUGUAAUACAAAUAAUUUAUUGAUACUUCAAAGGCUUUUGUAAUUUAUGUAAAUAUUUGUAAUGUAUUCUAUUUCUCAUUAUUUAUCUUCACAAGACUGUUGUAUAAAAUAUGUAGUUAGUAUUAUUUUAUGUAUUUACUUAUUAAGAUGUAUAUAAUGUAAUAUAUUUUUCACAAACUGUUUAAUCUUGUAUCAUAUAUAUAUAUAGAUAUCUUUAUAUGUGUAUUUUAAGACAUAUUAUUAUGGUUAACCUAUCAAUAACAUAAUAUAUCUAUUGAAAUGUUGUUAUUAAGUAGUUAUGUUGUCAAACUAUUCUGUAUCUGUGAUUUUUUUCAAACUUCAGCACCCGAAGAAAAUAAAGAUGAUAAUUGUUGUACAUUGGACAUUUUUAUUUCAAUCGCCUAAUAUUUUUUUUGAUACCAAAUGUAUAUUAUGCGGAAACUCAUCAUCUCUUUAGAUUAACCACUAAAAGUCUCAUUGUGAAAGGGAAAAAAAAUAUUGAGAUAAAAAAUUGAAACAAAAUUUAUUUUAACGAAAUAAUAUGGUAGAUCCACAUAAUAAUAAUAGAAUCUAGGAAAAGUCACUGUCUACAUUCGUAAUUUCUUAUAUAUGGUCCCAUUUAGCAUAACUACAUCACUUCAAAAUGCUUUUUUUCUUACAGUUAAGUAAUCUUUGUGAAACGAAUAAAUUUCU
This is a messenger RNA of Chilo suppressalis (striped riceborer), 3672 nucleotides long. Lineage: Eukaryota; Metazoa; Arthropoda; Insecta; Lepidoptera; Crambidae. The record is from the annotation of a GenBank genome assembly.